UGUCAAUGCUCCGACGACGCAGUGACGUCUCCUCAAACCAGAUCCAUGCAUGGCCGGCCGGGUAGCAAGCCAACGUGGCCAUAGUUCACUCUUUAUUUUGCAUUGCAAUCGAGACCCCAUCCUAACAUCAACACCAACUAUGUCUGAGCAAGUCGCCAUCGGAAUCAACGGCUUUGGCCGCAUCGGCCGUCUCGUGGCCCGCGCCGCCAUCGAGAACCCCAAGACCAAGGUGGUGGCCAUCAACGACCCCUUCAUGGACCUGGAGUACAUGGCGUACCUGUUCAAGUACGACUCGACCCACGGCAAGUUCGACGGCUCCGUGGAGACCAAGGACGGCAACCUGGUCGUGAACGGCGAGGUGAUCCGCGUGUUCGCCGCCCGCAACCCGUCGGAGAUCCCGUGGGGCAAGGCCGGUGCCACGUACGUGUGCGAGUCGACGGGUGUGUUCACGACGACGGAGAAGGCCCAGGCCCACAUUGAGGGUGGCUGCAAGAAGGUGGUGAUCUCGGCCCCGCCUAAGGAUUCCACGCCCAUGUACGUGAUGGGAGUGAACCACAAGGAGUACGACGGCUCGGCGCCGGUGGUGUCGAACGCUUCGUGCACGACGAACUGCCUUGCGCCUCUGGCCAAGGUGAUCAACGACAACUUCGGCAUCGUGGAGGGUCUGAUGACGACUGUGCACGCGACGACGGCCACGCAGCUUCCUGUGGAUGGCCCUGCAAAGGGAGGCAAGGACUGGCGUGGUGGGCGUGGCUGCGGCCAGAACAUCAUCCCGUCGUCGACGGGUGCCGCUAAGGCUGUGGGCAAGGUGCUUCCGGUGCUGAAUGGCAAGCUGACGGGCAUGGCCUUCCGUGUGCCUACGCCGGAUGUGUCUGUGGUGGACCUGACGUGCCGUCUGGAGAAGGCUGCGUCGAUGGACGCUAUCAAGGCUGCCGUGAAGGCCGCUUCGGAGGGCGAGCUGUCUGGCAUCCUCGGUUACACGGAGGACCAGGUGGUGUCGAACGACUUCUUGCACGACAAGCACUCGAGCACGUUCGACGCGGAGGCGUGCAUUGCUCUGAACGACAACUUCGUGAAGCUCGUGGCUUGGUACGACAACGAGUGGGGCUACUCGAACCGUCUCGUGGACCUUGUGCUGCACAUGGCCACCGUCGACAACUAAGCGUAAAUUGUACUACAAUAGUAAAUCAAGCUUUGCUGUUUGAAAGCAUUCGGAAAAUGUAUCCGGUUACCGUUUCUGGGUUUUGAAAACGUUUGCAAAAUAAUUAUCAAAAUGGGUUUUCUUGGCCUGUUUGAGGUAAUAGAUGUGUUGUGGCUAAUAA
Messenger RNA from Phytophthora nicotianae INRA-310, 1322 nucleotides. RefSeq names its product glyceraldehyde-3-phosphate dehydrogenase. The transcript has a single exon. Gene Ontology annotation, molecular function: NAD binding; NADP binding; oxidoreductase activity, acting on the aldehyde or oxo group of donors, NAD or NADP as acceptor. Bases 50 to 1162 code for a protein of 370 amino acids. Lineage: Eukaryota; Oomycota; Peronosporomycetes; Peronosporales; Peronosporaceae. Gene Ontology annotation, biological process: glucose metabolic process. The record is from RefSeq and is a predicted model, not a curated record.